Molecule: messenger RNA, 828 nt
Organism: Camellia sinensis
Lineage: Eukaryota; Viridiplantae; Streptophyta; Magnoliopsida; Ericales; Theaceae
Source: RefSeq, a predicted model, not a curated record
AUGGGGCAACUAAUGCAGCGCAUCAAUGAGCACCUCCGCAUAGAAGAUGAUGCGGCGGCAUCCAUCGCGAAGACAAAUCCGGUGGUAAUAGACAAAAGGACGGCUGGCAAGGUGCACGCGGUCGAACAGGAGACUAACCGUCCAAGUGAUCGCGUCGAGGAAUCAGACCGUGGACCAAAUCAUCGAAACCAGGGUAGAGGUCACCGCAAUGACCAAGCAGAAUAUCCCCGCGAUGAUGUGGCUGAUGCUAACAAAAGGUUGAAAGCCCGGACGGGCAUCACCACGGUAUUUAAGAUUUCAAUCUAUCGCAUACUUAGUGAAAUUCGUGAUGAGGAUUACGUCCGGUUUCCUGCUAAGUUGAGCGAUGCGCAAAAGGGCUUCAAUCCGCGGUACCGCUACACAUAUCACAGGGAGCGCGGACACCGGACAGAGGACUGUUUGCCUUUGAAGCAACACUUUGAGGAGUUAGUCGCAGUCGGUCAUUUAGACCUUUACAUUGAUGGGGGAGUUAAGGCCACGCAUCCCACUCCGGCUGAUCCACUUGGACCGGAUGACUUAGAGGCGCCCCCUCAAGGAGUGGUCAAUGUGAUCCACGGCAUAGUGGAGCCAGCGCGUGUAUGUGAGCUCCGAGGAAUGAUCAAAAAGACGGAACAUAUGAGGGAGGUUUUGUCAGUCCAGCCCGCGAUCAAACGAGGGAAGACCGAAAAGAAAGAUGUGAUUAGUUUUUCAUCUAACGACCUAGAGCGUAUUCAAACGCUGCACAACGACACCCUGGUAGUCACCCUCCGCAUCAGAGACUUCGAUGUCAAGCGCAUCCUGAUUGACUAA